Bombus pyrosoma is the source of this 3267-nucleotide messenger RNA. RefSeq names its product odorant receptor 22c-like. Gene Ontology annotation, molecular function: olfactory receptor activity; odorant binding. Bases 1266 to 2468 code for a protein of 400 amino acids. Gene Ontology annotation, biological process: sensory perception of smell; detection of chemical stimulus involved in sensory perception of smell. The transcript is spliced from 4 exons. The record is from RefSeq and is a predicted model, not a curated record. NCBI's taxonomy places the organism in Eukaryota, Metazoa, Arthropoda, Insecta, Hymenoptera, Apidae. Gene Ontology annotation, cellular component: plasma membrane.
CAUAGGGGAAAGAUUUGAGUAGUCUUCAAACUUCGAUUUUUAAUAACAAAUAUCUAUAGACUGUUCAACUUAUACGCUCAUUAUAUAACGCUUAUACAAACAUUUUAUGAAUGCUAUGUGUUAUACUUCCACAUUCUGAAAUUUCAUUAACGCUGAAAUGAGAUUUGAUUUUCAUAAUUAUAUUGGCAAAGUUUGAAGCAAAUCUCGGAAUAUAUAGAUCCAUAAAAUAUAUUUAUUUUAUGCUUAAGAUGGCUAUCUAUGCUGUACUAAUAUCUUAGUAAAUACAUGUUUUCAAUAAAUAUCUUGCAAUUUCUGCAAUCAUGCGUUAUACCUGCUACUGUGCUAACGAAAUUCGAAAAUGUUUUAUACGUAUAACAAUCGUAACACACACAAAUGUUUUCCGUGAUAAGCAUUCAUAAACAUUCACUCUUACUUUCUUUCGAACUUUACCAAUGUCAUCGUGAUAACGAAUGACCUAAUGUAAAUUGUCUACCUAGCACAAUUCUUUUUUGUAUAUUCCCUGCAAUUUCGAUAAAAACCUGGCAGGCAAGAGGAUUAAUAACUCACCCCUUAAAUCACUCGUACAGCUGUCGAAGUAGCUUCUCUUCAGUUUCGAUUGCGUUAAAAAAUACAGUAACGUUUAGUUACACAAGCGUGCUGUUAAGCUUGAAAAACACCAUUGAGAGAUCAGAACUCUUAUUUCCAACUACAUUUUGCUUCACGAACUCCGCUGCUCGAUGCGGAAUACAGAAGUUUCGCUACGAUGCACUAAGCUCUACAAUGUCAAAAUGUUCUUCUCUAUUAUCUAGCACGAUGACUAUUACGCAAUUUGAAUACUCGGCUCUACAAUGUCACAUAAUGUUUUUUCUAUAUUAACUACAUUCUUUGAUCUCUUUUGAUUUCUUGGAGACAACAUGUCAUGUCUGUGACUUCAUUCGCCGCUUCGUUAAUAAUUGAUAGUAUUCAUGUUUGAGAAAACCAUAAAGCUUCCGGAAACAGUUGCAACCACAGUCUUCUACCAUCUGUUCUACCAUCUUAUUUCGGUUUGUUUCUCUACAUUUUUUGUUGUAUGAAAAUAUAGGUUUGUUCAAACUCUCCUGAGUGCAUGAAUAAUAGAUCAAAGAAGAGAACGUAUGCACGUAAGUGGGCGUGACUGUCUUCGUGUACGCGUCACGAUAAAUCAUACGUCGAAUCGAAAUAAACGAAAGUAGUAGAGAGGAGUGUCAUUGAGAGGCAUACCUCACAGUAAAGUCUGUUUUCAAAAAAUGCGCGAGAAGGCAGCAAUCGAGGAAUACGCACGGAAUUUUCUAGUGCAGGAGACGGUGUUGAAAGUAGUUGGUAUUUGGCCCACGAGAAACGGAUCCUCCUUUGGUCGAUGGAUUUUCGCGAUGAUGACGCAAGUCAGUACUAUCUGCAGCCUGUCUCUGGAAGUUUAUCGUCACUGUCUCGACAUCGACGACACGAUGGAUGCGUUCGUCAUGGAUCUUUCUUCCAUCGUCAGCCUCGCGAAACUGUUCAUCAUGCGCCGGAAUUCGAAGCACGCUUACGUUCUUAUAAAUUCAGUUCUGAAGGACUGGUCGGCUGUUAAUGAUUCUCGCCAUGAAGAUAUUAUGACAAAAUACUAUAAAAAAGGACGGAUCGUUUCAUUGAUAAUACUGUAUCUCGGUUAUGCUUCUGGAUUGUCUUUCAUCGUCAAAGCAUUACCCUUUGGAGAGAGUCUGCCGUUCAAGAUGUUCCAAAACUCGGCGAAUUCAUCGGCAAAUCUAAAAGGUUCCUUGGAAAUGAAUUAUUUCCUGGCAAGCUAUUGUGUGUUUGGCUCACUACCAUUGCUCCAGCAGAUCUGCGUAUUGAUAUUGCAGGCAAUGCACAUUUUCGUCAACGCGGUUGCUCAUUGCGCCAACGAUGGAUUAUUCUUCAGCUUAACGAUGCAUCUGUGUGGCCAGUUCGAGGUUCUCAAGAUGAAUUUUACCAAGUUCGAGCUGCAGGAAUUUGGCUGCCACAAAAAGCUUCGAUUUCUCGUGAAACGACACUGUCAGCUCCUGAUGCUGGCCAAUGAUCUCGAGGAAACCUUCAAUAUGAUCAUUCUUGUACAGCUACUGAUGAGCGCAUUGUUGAUUUGCGUCGAAGGUUUUGUGUUCCUGGUCUGUCUGGCCACGAGAGACAACGUCGGUGCAUUGAAAAGCGUCGUUCUGAUGGUGACGUUACUCAUACAGCUGUACCUUUACGCCUAUGCAGGCGACGUUCUCGAGUCUCGAUCCAAUGAAAUAGCGCAUGGCGUCUACGAUUCGCCUUGGUAUCAACCUCGAGGACACGUAGCAAGGGAUUUGAUGAUGAUAAUCAAUCGCGGACACAGGUCGUACCACGUGACAGCUGGGAAAUUCCUCUCGAUGAACAUAUUCACAUUCAAAGAAAUUCUGAGGUCAUCAGCUUCCUAUUUGUCUGUUCUGAAAGUAAUGAUGGACACGUGAAAACCAUUUGAUCGCGAGUGCUAUGUAUUUCUUUCGCGACCCUCGAUACAUCCCUCGCGUACCAAAAGCAAUAUUACUGUUAUACGACGAGGAAGAGCAACGAAAUAUUCUCUUACGUAAGACUCAAACCUUCACAAACAUACCUAUGCACGAAGCAUGCUAUAAGCUAUUAAUCAUGAGUAUACAAUGGUUUGGAUCAGUGUAUGUGAAUAAAUAAGGAUUUUUCCAGAGUGCAAUUUUAAGACAAACUGAUUACGAGCGUCCCAUCGUUUGAGUUGAAAAUAAUCGAUUGCAAUUUACUCGUUUCAGUUCUUCUACUUUCCUUAGAAGAAAGGCUAUCUUCUUACUAUAAGAAAAUAGAUCUUCGUUCUUUCCGUUUCCUUACAUAUCGCUGGAACCCUAUUCUGAUAUUUAGCUGUGAAAGUUGAAUAGUCUUUGAUAAUACAGACCAAUUUUCAAUACGUAUGAUCUUUUUAAGAAUUUAUCAUAUAAGUUGGAUAUUAUCUAUAAAUACAGAUCAAUUUUUGAAACGGGUGGUACUGCUCGAUGGAAACCGCGGUGUUACCCGCACAGAAGCAUAACAAUAAAGUAUUCACCUACGAAGUAACUCCCCUCCCCCAUUACAAUUUUCUUGAAAAUGUACAGUUGAUGUAGAAGUGGUAACUUACUGAACGGUGCAUAAUAAAGCAAUUACAGUAGAAUAAAAGAUGAACCGAGAAAUAAAAACAUAAUUCGUAAACAUGUGGGAAGAAGGAAAGGGACGGUGUUCACGAUUGAGUGGAGUUAUUUGUCGAUCUUC